AUGGCUGGCUUAGAAGCUUACUUUCUUUUCUUUCUUACAAGCCUCAUAUCCACCCUGUUACUCUUUGUGUUUUUGAAAUCCACUUGUGCUAAAUCUCUACACAUUAUGCCUACCCCGUUUGCCCUUCCAAUCAUUGGACAUCUUCACCUACUGCUACUAUCUCCCAUCCCACAUCAAGCUUUUCACAAGCUUUCGACUCGUUAUGGGCCCAUAUUUAGUCUUUUUUUGGGCUCGAAACCUGGUAUUGUUGUUAGUUCACCGGAAAUGGCAAAAGAAUUCCUUAAAACACAUGAGCAUGUGUCUUUAGAUAGAGCCGCAAACUCAAUAGUGGAUUACAUAACUUAUGGAUCAAAAGACCUUGUGUUUGCUCCUUAUGGGCGAUACUGGAAGUUCAUGAAAAAGAUAGUUAUGUCGAAUCUCCUAAAUGGAAAAACACUUGACAUGCUUAGUUCAGUUAGGUAUGAAGAGAUUAAUGGCUUUAUAAAUUUAAUAUCGAAAAAGGCCAAAAUUGGGAAGGCUAUGGAUCUUGAGAAGGAGCUAAUGAAGUUGACUAACAAUGUGAUAUCAAGAAUGCUUAUGGGUGAAAGAUGUAUAGAUGAUAACGAGGAAAGUGCAGAUGAUAUGAUGAGCUUGGUUGCUGAUAUGGUUCAGGCAUCGGGUACGUUUAACCUUCCAGAUUACAUAUGGUUGUUUAAGGGUAUAGACUUGCAGGGAUUAGGGAAACAGGUGAAAAAGCUUCGUGCAAGAUUUGAUGUAAUGAUAGAAAGGAUCAUAAAAGAGCAUGAAGAGGCAAGAAAGCAUGGUGGAGAAAUGAAAGACUUGCUCCACAUUCUACUCCAUAUAGAACAAGAUGAGAGCAUGGAAAUCAAUUUGAGCAGAGAAAACAUCAAAGCAUUCUUCUUGGACCUCUUUCUUGCUGCAACAGACACUACAGCAGGUACCAUGGAAUGGUGUUUAUCACAACUAAUCAAUCACCCAAAAAUCAUGAACAAGGCACUUGAAGAAAUCAAUCAAGUAGUUGGUAAAAAAAGACUUUUGCAAGAAUCAGAUAUACCAAACCUUCCAUACCUCCAAGCAAUCGUGAAGGAAACAUUCCGUCUCCAUCCAGCUCUACCAGUUUUAGCAAGACAAUCAACGGAAGAUUUCAUGGUAGCUGGUUACUAUAUCCCAGCAAAAACUCUCAUAUUUAUCAAUUUGUGGGCCCUUGGUAGAGACCCAAAUCAUUGGGAAAACCCAAAUGAAUUUUGUCCGGAAAGAUUCCAAGAAAAAGAUAACGAGUUUGAUGUGAGAGGGCAACACUUUCAAAUGUUACCAUUUGGUAGUGGGAGGAGGUUGUGCCCCGGGAUAUCACUUGCACAAAUUAUGAUACACACAACUCUUGGCGCCAUGAUUCAGUGCUUUGACUGGAAGGCCGGGAAAGAUGGAAAUCUACCUAGUGUUGACAUGGAGGAGGGUUUUGGGCUCACACUUACUAGAGCUAACCAUUUGGUAUGUGUCCCGGUGGCUCGUAUUGAUCCUAUCCCAAUUUAAAUGUAACAUGCCAUGCAUUUACUAUCCCAAAUUUCUAUCCACUGAACCUCAUAUUAGAAUGUUCGCAAGUAAAAUAAA
This is a messenger RNA of Erigeron canadensis, 1608 nucleotides long. RefSeq names its product cytochrome P450 93A3-like. NCBI's taxonomy places the organism in Eukaryota, Viridiplantae, Streptophyta, Magnoliopsida, Asterales, Asteraceae. The transcript has 2 exons. Gene Ontology annotation, molecular function: oxidoreductase activity, acting on paired donors, with incorporation or reduction of molecular oxygen; iron ion binding; monooxygenase activity. The coding region runs from base 1 to 1530 and encodes 509 amino acids. The record is from RefSeq and is a predicted model, not a curated record.